AUGCAGAUCUUUGUCAAGACCCUCACUGGUAAGACGAUCACCCUCGAGGUUGAGUCGUCGGACACCAUCGACAACGUCAAGUCCAAGAUUCAGGACAAGGAGGGCAUCCCUCCUGACCAGCAGCGCCUUAUCUUCGCCGGCAAGCAGCUUGAGGACGGCCGCACUCUUUCGGACUACAACAUCCAGAAGGAGUCCACUCUCCACCUCGUUCUUCGUCUCCGCGGCGGCAUGCAGAUCUUUGUCAAGACCCUCACCGGCAAGACCAUCACCCUCGAGGUUGAGUCCUCGGACACCAUCGACAACGUGAAGAGCAAGAUUCAGGACAAGGAGGGCAUCCCUCCUGACCAGCAGCGUCUUAUCUUCGCCGGCAAGCAGCUUGAGGACGGGCGUACUCUCUCCGACUACAACAUUCAGAAGGAGUCGACUUUGCACCUUGUUCUCCGCCUCCGUGGUGGUAUGCAGAUCUUCGUCAAGACCCUCACCGGCAAGACCAUCACUCUCGAGGUUGAGUCGUCGGACACCAUCGACAACGUGAAGAGCAAGAUUCAGGACAAGGAGGGCAUCCCUCCUGACCAGCAGCGUCUUAUCUUCGCCGGCAAGCAGCUCGAGGACGGGCGUACUCUCUCGGACUACAACAUCCAGAAGGAGUCAACUCUCCACCUCGUCCUCCGUCUGCGCGGCGGUAUGCAGAUCUUCGUGAAGACUCUCACCGGCAAGACCAUCACGCUAGAAGUCGAGUCGUCUGACACGAUUGACAACGUCAAGUCAAAGAUCCAGGACAAGGAGGGCAUUCCUCCCGACCAGCAGCGCCUCAUCUUUGCCGGCAAGCAGCUCGAGGACGGCCGCACGCUCAGCGACUACAACAUCCAGAAGGAGUCUACCCUCCACCUGGUGCUCCGUCUUCGUGGCGGCGAGUAG
This is a messenger RNA of Cutaneotrichosporon cavernicola, 918 nucleotides long. RefSeq lists its product as uncharacterized. The record is from RefSeq and is a predicted model, not a curated record. Gene Ontology annotation, biological process: protein ubiquitination; modification-dependent protein catabolic process. The coding region runs from base 1 to 918 and encodes 305 amino acids. Gene Ontology annotation, cellular component: nucleus; cytoplasm. Gene Ontology annotation, molecular function: protein tag activity; ubiquitin protein ligase binding. The transcript has 4 exons. NCBI's taxonomy places the organism in Eukaryota, Fungi, Basidiomycota, Tremellomycetes, Trichosporonales, Trichosporonaceae.